AUGGCUGGACGGAAAGUUGAUAUGAGUUCAAAAAUACCGGGAACGCCUGCUUUCGAGAGCUCAAUAUUGAGUAAUUUUAGACGGCGACCUCGGCAAGCGAGCAUUCUGCAAAUGAUGCAAGCAGAGGAUGGCUCGUCUGACCUGGACGAUGAUGACUUUUUGGGUGGUUUGAGCCCCGAAGACGAGUCCACGCCCCUAAAUCUUCCCCGAGGAAAAUCGCUUCUCAUUAGGCAAGCCGUAUCCCCGUCUCCAUCCCAGCCUUCAUUGCCUUCUAGUGUGGAGUCACGCAAGCGGAAACGGUCUAUCGAAGAAUGUCAGGUCCAUCAGUCGCCUCCAGCCGUAGCGGAGAACACUCGCAGAGGAGAGUCACCUCAUACAAGGAACGAGGACUCCCUGAAACUAACUCAACCAUUGCGGUCUUUAGAUGCGUUCAGUCAGACUAUGGCACCGCCUCUAAGCAGCAGUCCCAUGUCGAGUCCCGUUCUCCCAGCCUCCACAUCAGACUCAGCGCGACCGUUAAAUUUUACUAAAGGCACAAAGGUACACCCAGACGUCUCUAAUGAGGCGACUACCAUCCCCACGGCAACUUUACAAGACCGACUCCUCCCUCGGCGUCGCCAACGGUACCGCGAACGCCGCAACGUGGUUGGAUUAGAAUUUCCAGGCGGCUCGAGUGAAGAUGAUGCUUCUGCUGCAGAACAGGACUAUGACGAAUCGAAUCACUCACACAGAAGAAGGCGAGCUGCCAAGUCAAAGCUGAACCCUUACUCCGAAUCCCGGCGGGGAGUUGAGCAAAGGGCUGGAAUAGUGGUCAAUAAGGGUAAUGGCCUAAAGAAUCCUGCGGGGAUUACGAAAGCCCUAAAUCCAGCCCCCGAGAAUCAUCAUGAAACCAGACUUUCCACCAGACCUCAUGCACAAAAAGUCACCGGCGAAGAAAGCCAGCUGACCGACAUAUCAUCACCCUUGUCUCCACCACUUGAUUCAGAUGCAUUGGAGUCCGUCUCACUGUCGGAGUCGCCACCACCGGUCGAUUUCCUCAGCGAAGAGCUGAGGCUACAAGCGAAGAAAUUUGCUGAGGUUGAUGAAUGGGAAAUGGAAUUUGAGGAUGUUCCUGGUAGCCAAGGCAGUGCAUUGGAGUAG
Aspergillus caelatus is the source of this 1140-nucleotide messenger RNA. RefSeq lists its product as uncharacterized. The transcript has a single exon. NCBI's taxonomy places the organism in Eukaryota, Fungi, Ascomycota, Eurotiomycetes, Eurotiales, Aspergillaceae. The record is from RefSeq and is a predicted model, not a curated record. Bases 1 to 1140 code for a protein of 379 amino acids.